AUGCCCAGCCAUCCAUAUGCCAACGGUGCCAUAUAUACACAGUAUCUUAAUUCAUCUUCUGAGCAUGGUCUACAACAUCCCCUCAAAAUGUCUGAUUAUGCUGGACCACAUCCAUCAGCCUACGACCCCCAACUCCCUUCUAAUACUGCUACAAACGAUGUCAGCAUGCGUCAUAGGCUGCCUCCGCGGGCAAUGCAGCCGGGUGCAAUUUCACAUCCUUACGCCACUGCAUUGAGCGAGCCGGCAAACUCACAUGCACAGCAGCCUAGUAACUCUGUCCUUCCUACCCUUCCGGUCCCACCAACCGCUGUGCAGGAAGACAAUGGUUUCACACCUGAUAACCACAUAUCCAUCAGUAGUCCUGACUUCGAGAAGUAUGGCGUUGGUGAGGUUCUUGUAUUUGCUGCGCCAUCGCGAGACGAGCAGGAAAGUGACUCCGAGGAUCAAUCUUUGGGAACCAUCAUCCCGUGUCAGCAGGAUACUCUGAGUCGAAUCAUAGACAAAGGGAAGGCCAAAGACCUGACAUCUACACCCAUAGCCUCCGGUCAUAGUCAAUCCCGGCUACCCAUUUCUGAUUCUGUGGUCGUUUCCACUCGUCCCCCGAGUCGGAUAUCUGUGACAGCAGUCGAAGGCAGGGACUCCGCCUACUCUCCUGGUACCCUCCGUACCACGACCAACAUCACCUCCGCACAUCUUGUUAUUUCAGCUUUGGAUAAUGAUGAUUUGGACGAAUUUCAAGAUUUGUUCUACAGGCCUCCCCAGAACAGGUUGUCCAGUGGAAAAUCUAGCGUAAAACAUCAGGACACAAGCGAAACCAGCAGGGGUAUACCGUCGGAUAUCCAUAGCUCUUAUUCUGGGAGCGCGCUCACCAACCUCAUGCGAAGUAUGAGCGAGAUUGGAGAGCUGCAUGUCGCGGCCUCGGAUAUCUCCUAUGGGCAAAGAUCGGGCGGACCAGGGGAUCAACGAUCGGAUGAACUAUCUCAAACGUAUAUCUUCAUGGACAUGUCGAGGACUUCUUCACCGGUGCAGGUCGAUCCCUGUGCUGUUACCCAAUCGCCAGCCCAGCUUUACGAUGCACCUUUUGAAAUGGGUGUUCCAGAAGAUAUCGAAUCCUCUCGAGCGUCUUCUCUUUUGAUCGUCUCACAAGAGAAUGACACUUUUGGUCACCCCAUCCGACAAGAUGUCGUUGACGCUGCAGGAACAUCCACCAUUCACCAGGGCUCUUAUAGAUCCUCUACAUACGCUUCGAUCCAUGAUGCCGCCGAAGAAGCUGACCUGGUCAGCCCCAUCACGCCAAUGCAAUCGCCGCCCGUCUCCGCCGAUGCCAUGCGGUCGAGCUACAUGACCAGCGGGUCUGAGUACUCACGCAUGUCCACCCUCUCCGAUUUCCCCGACCCUCCCGCGCGAAUAAAUGUACCACCUAACCAACCCUCCAUCCUUCAGGUUUAUGUCGACGCUCCUACGCCACUUCAACAGUCGGAGAGCUUUCAGGGGACCGAAUGUCCUCAAUCUGGGUCCCGCGUCUUCAGCUUGGAGAGCCACCACACAACCUUCGGUGGUAGUGACGACAUGGAUAUCAUUACACAAGUUCACAGGUCUGAGCUUUGA
Messenger RNA from Suillus fuscotomentosus, 1608 nucleotides. RefSeq lists its product as uncharacterized. The record is from RefSeq and is a predicted model, not a curated record. Bases 1 to 1608 code for a protein of 535 amino acids. Lineage: Eukaryota; Fungi; Basidiomycota; Agaricomycetes; Boletales; Suillaceae. The transcript is spliced from 2 exons.